UGCGCGUGCUGUGACCAGAGAUUCCCUUCCGCUGACAGGCUGCUGUCACACAGCCACCAUGCUAUCCCAUUCCCGGUGUCUCACCCGGAAUUUUGGCCGUUCCCUCUCUGCCAUCCGCCAGGGGAACAAUGUCUUAGCUCGUGGAGCCACUGCAGCUCUGUCAGUAAGCCAUUCUGUCACUCUCAACAACCAUGUAAAAACAGAUCCCCGGUCCAGUGUCUUCCAAAUUCAGUACUUCAGGACAUCUGUAGCCUGCAGAAAUGAAGUUGUCACAGUUAAGACCCCUGCAUUUGCAGAAUCUGUCUCAGAGGGGGACGUAAGGUGGGAAAAAGCGGUUGGAGACAGCGUCUCUGAGGAUGAGGUGGUGUGCGAGAUUGAGACUGAUAAGACAUCAGUGCAGGUUCCUUCUCCUGCUGCUGGAGUGAUCGAGGAACUUUUGGUCCCUGAUGGAGGGAAGGUGGAGGGAGGAACACCGCUCUUUAAGCUUCGAAAAGGAGCUGUUGCUGCAGCCACUAAAGCAGCUCCAAAAGCUGAGGCCCCUGCUGCUGCAGCCCCUCCACCACCUUCUGCUGCUGCUCCUCCACCUCCCCCUCCUCCACCCUCAGCUGUGGGCCCCAUUCCCACCACUAUGCCCCCUGUGCCACCUGUGCCAGCACAUGCUAUGGACACCAAACCAGUUUCAGCCAUCAAGCCCACUGCUGCUCCCGCUGCUGCAACAGUUCAAGCAGAGACAGGGGCUAAAGGAGCCAGGACAGAGAGUAGGGUUAAGAUGAACCGCAUGAGACUGAGAAUUGCUCAAAGACUGAAGGAAGCCCAAAACACCUGUGCUAUGUUGACUACGUUUAAUGAGGUCGACAUGAGCAACAUCACAGAGAUGAGGAAGACAUACAAAGACGCCUUCCUGAAGAAGCACAACAUCAAAUUGGGCUUCAUGUCCGCGUUUGUGAAGGCUGCUGCCUACGCUCUGGCUGACCAACCUGCAGUCAAUGCCGUUAUUGAUGACACCAGCAAAGAGAUUGUGUACAGGGACUAUGUGGACAUAAGUGUAGCUGUGGCCACGCCAAAGGGUCUGGUGGUUCCUGUAAUCCGAAGCGUAGAGGGAAUGAAUUUUACUGACAUCGAGAAGGCCAUCAACUUGUUGGGAGAAAAGGCUCGUAAGAAUGAGCUGGCCGUGGAGGACAUGGAUGGAGGAACCUUUACAAUCAGUAACGGCGGCGUGUUCGGGUCCAUGUUUGGCACACCGAUUAUCAAUCCACCACAGUCUGCUAUCUUAGGCAUGCAUGGCAUCUUUGACCGGCCGGUUGCAAUUGGUGGCAAGGUGGAGAUCCGUCCCAUGAUGUAUGUUGCCCUGACAUACGACCAUCGUCUCAUUGAUGGUAGAGAGGCCGUCACUUUCCUGCGCAAGAUCAAGUCAGUAGUGGAGGACCCACGGGUGCUGCUUCUUGACAUGUGAGCCGCUGUGAGCUCCAGGCCCACCCAGACAAACGACCCCUACACAAACAGUUGCCGUUUCCACCCGAUGAACAUUACCCGUCACUGCAGUUGAUGUAUUGUUGUUUUGGUUAAGUAGAAGAAACAUUUGGGACAUUUGUAAGGCUGGUGGUGCUGAAAGGUUUAGUUCUGAUGUGGGGAGAUGUUUGGGGUCAGGGGUUUCUGUGGUGCUGGUCUCUAGAUCAAAAAGAAGAUAUUCUUUAACUCAUGCGCCAUGUGUCAUUUUCUACAUAUGAAUGAAAAAUAUUGUAUAAAAUGGAAGACAAACAGAUGGACUGCAUAAGUAUCAUUUGAUUAUUUUGGUUGAAAGAAGAACAAUGAGCACAUAUGCAGCCAUAAACCAAGACCCACUAUGUUCUCAAAUGUCCAAAGUCAAGAAACCCUCUAUGAAUUAAUGUCACCUGUUUUUCAAAAGUGAGGAUAAUUCUCUAUAUGCUGUGUAAGAAAGACUAUUUAAGAAAAAAAAAGAGAGUUUUAAACAAUAAAAGCUGCAUUACAUGAC
Labrus bergylta (ballan wrasse) is the source of this 1993-nucleotide messenger RNA. RefSeq names its product dihydrolipoamide S-succinyltransferase (gene dlst). Gene Ontology annotation, cellular component: mitochondrion; oxoglutarate dehydrogenase complex. The record is from RefSeq and is a predicted model, not a curated record. Lineage: Eukaryota; Metazoa; Chordata; Actinopteri; Labriformes; Labridae. Gene Ontology annotation, biological process: tricarboxylic acid cycle. Gene Ontology annotation, molecular function: dihydrolipoyllysine-residue succinyltransferase activity.